GCCGUCUCCCGCUUAAUAAAUAGCACAGCAGCUCUCCUCUUCUCUAUGCUCUUUGGAUAGUUCCUCUCGAUGACUUCACCUUCCUCCUACUCCUUCACAUGGCAUCAGGCAAGCUCCACUCCGUUCUCAUCACCCACAUCCUUCACGGCCAUGCUACCACAUGCAGCAUCCACUCCGCCACCGCCCUCAGCACCGCCUACCGACAAAGCGGCUACUUUCACGACGCCUUCAAGGUGUUCGACCGUGUUCACCACCCAACCUUACAGUCUUUUAAAGCCCUCAUCCCCGGCCUUUCACGUCGCCAAUACUUCCACCACCUCCUUCCUGUAUUCACCGGCCUCCUCGACAACGCCAAUCUACAUCCCAGUUCUGUCAAUCUCGCUAGCUUACUCCGUGCUUGCGCGACUCCAAAGCAGGCCAAGCAGUUGCACGGCCUCUCGUUGAAGAUGGGGCAUGACUCCGAUGCGUACAUCGUGACGUCACUCAUCACCAAGUACUCAAAUUGCUCCGAGUUGAGUUCCGCUCGGAGGGUGUUCGAGCUAAUGCGUCAAAAGAAAGUGGCUACUUUUAACGCCAUGCUAUCUGCAUUGGUCAGAAAUGCAGAGUUCUUAUCAGCUCUGAAGUUAUUCAGAGACAUGGUUGUUGUGCUGCGACCCAGCUCCGUCACCGUCGCAAGUUUACUCCCAGCCUGCACGACUUUGAUGCUGGGUAAGCAGCUGCAUGUCUUCUCGUUGAAGGUGGGGCAUGAUUCAGAUGCAUAUGUAGCAACUGCCCUCCUCACCAUGUACUCGAAUUGCUCCGAGCUAAGUUUCGCUAGAAGGAUCUUCCAGUUGAUGCUGGACAAGAAAGUGGCUACCUUUAACGCAAUGUUGUCUGCAUUGGUCAGAAAUGCAGAGUUUCUAUCAGCUUUGAAUCUAUUCAGAGAGAUGCUGGUGGUGCUGCAGUCCAACUCAUCGACAUUGCUCACUGUUCUAUCCGCAUGCUCGGAGCUCUCCUCUUUGCGAUUCGGAAAGCAGAUACAUUGUUAUGUGUUCAGAAAUGGGUUGAGCUACCAUGAUGUCAAGAUUGGAACAGCACUUGUGCGCAUGUAUUGCAAAUGUAGUCUGGUCGAACAAGCUCAUAGAGUUUUUCAGCAAAUGGAGGACCGGAACUUGGUGACUUGGAACACUAUGAUUUCAGGAUUCUUAUGCCAUGGAGAUGUUCAUAGUGCUCUGAGUUUGUUUCAUCAGUUGAGAGUGGAACGUAUAUCCCCUGAUGCAGUCACUUGGAACAUAUUAAUCAGUGGCCUUUUGAGACACGGAAAUGUUACCGAAGCUUAUAGGUUGUUGGUCCUAGUGCGAUUGGACCAAGUCACUCCAUCACUGAGUUUAGAAUGCAUGACUAGUCUACUUCAAGUUUCUUCGUCGACCUCAAAUCUCCUUUUUGGGAAAGAGAUUCACUGCCAUGCGUUGAGGAUUGGAGUGGGGCGCAAAGAUGACAUUUUCCAAACAGCCUUAAUCGAUAUGUACAUGAAGUGUGGAUACUCUCUUCAUGCUUGUAGGGUUUUUAAUCACGUGGAAAGUAAGUCAAUGGAUCCAGUGAUGUGGAACGCCAUGAUAUCUGGUUAUGGAAGAAAUGGGGAGCAUAAUGCUGCACUUGAAUUGUUCAGAGAAAUGCUAGAACAUGAAGUAAAGCCUAGUGCGGCUAGUUUUUUGGCUUCUUUAUCGGCAUGUAGUCAUAGUGGUCAAGUCGAAAAGGGCAUGAAAAUUUUUAAAUUCAUGACAGUAGUAUGUGGGAUAAAGCCAUCAAAAGAGCACCUUGGCUGUUUGAUUGAUUUGUUAGGACGAGCAGGAAAGCUUAGUGAAGCUGAAAAAUUUAUAUGUGAAAUCCCUGAGCCUUCAAGUUCCAUGUAUUCUUCUUUGUUAGGUGCUAGCAGGCAUUAUGCGGAGGCUGAACUUGGAAAAGCAAUGAGCAAGAAAUUUUACAAGUUGGAGCCAAGAAAUUCGACUUCGUUGGUGAUUUUAUCGAAUAUAUAUGCAAAGCAAGGAAAAUGGGAGGAGGUAGAAAAAGUGAGAGAAAAGAUGAUGAGCAAAGAGAUAUACAAAAUGCCUGGUCACGCUUGGGUUGUACCGUAAUACUUACAGAAAACAUGUCAGCUAGUUGCCUGUAUUACUUAAAGUCUGAACCAAUGCCAACCAGUCGAGAGCUCUCAACCGAUAUUGCUACCUGUUUGCAGUUGCUGCUACAAAAAAUUAAAUGACAUAAAGGUGAAUUUAGCAUUGGUUUGGGCAGAAUCUCAAGAGUUAAUUAUUAUUGGAUGCUUCUGUAGUAAAGUCUGAUGCUCUCUUCUUUUACGAAGGUCUUUAGACGAAAGAUAAUUAGUCAAAAUCAAGGUGCAUGCUUGUUACUGAUUAUAAUGAUUUCGGAAUCAGAACAGGAUGAAUUUGCAUAGAAAAAUAGUUUUU
Molecule: messenger RNA, 2444 nt
Organism: Zingiber officinale
Lineage: Eukaryota; Viridiplantae; Streptophyta; Magnoliopsida; Zingiberales; Zingiberaceae
Product: pentatricopeptide repeat-containing protein At2g02750
Exons: 1
Coding region: 99-2114 (671 amino acids)
Biological process (GO): RNA modification
Molecular function (GO): protein binding; RNA binding
Source: RefSeq, a predicted model, not a curated record